AUGGACUCGGACGCCAGCCUGGUCUCCAGCCGCCCGUCCUCCCCGGAGCCGAUGAGCUCGUUCCUCGCGGGCCCGGAAAUCAAUGGCGGCGGCGGAGGAUGGAGUGAGGCGGCGGGGGCCUUCACGGGCGGCACCGUGUCCAGCUCGACGCAGAGCGAUUCGCCGCCGGAAGCUGAGCGCCGAGCUGCGCAAGCGCCAAUGAGCGCCGCGGGGGUGGUGGUGGUGGACAAGCUGGGCUUCAAGUCCUCGUCGUCGUCGGCCUCGUCGGCCUCGUCCGCCUCUUCCAAGAAGGACAAGAAGCAGAUGACGGAGCAGGACCUGCAGCAGCUGCGUCUCAAGAUCAACGGGCGCGAGCGCAAGCGGAUGCACGACCUCAACAUCGCCAUGGACGGGCUGCGGGAGGUGAUGCCCUACGCGCACGGCCCCUCGGUGCGGAAGCUCUCCAAGAUCGCCACGCUGCUGCUGGCCAGAAACUACAUCCUGAUGCUCACCAACUCCCUGGAGGAGAUGAAGCGCCUGGUCAGCGAGAUCUACGGCGGCCACCACGCCGCUUUCCACCCCGCCGCCUGCCCCGCCGGCAUGGGAGCUCACUCGGCGCCGCUGCCCGCCCACCCGGGCCACCCCGCCUCGCAUCCCGCGCACCACCCCAUCCUGCCCCCCGCCGCCGUCUCCAGCGCUUCUCUGCCCGGCUCCGGCCUCUCGGCCGUCGGCUCCAUCCGCCCCCCGCACGGCCUCCUCAAGUCGCCCUCGGCCGCCGCCGCCGCUCCGGGGCUGGGGGGCGGCUUCCAGCACUGGGGGGGGAUGCCGUGCCCCUGCAGCAUGUGCCAGGUGGCGGCCCCCCCUCACCACCACGUCUCGGCCAUGGGCGGCGCCGCGCUGCCCCGCUUGGCCUCGGACGCCAAGUGAGCCCGUCCCGCAGGGCCGCCCCAGCACCUACGGAGCGCCCCGACGGCGAGGCCGGCCGGGAGGAGCCGCCCGCAGCCCGGCGGCCGUCCGCGCGUCUCUCCCUUCGCUCGGGCCGAAGAGCGAACGCAGCCGGCGGGCCGGAGGAACCCGACGCCGAGGACUUUGGCAGUCCGUCUGCCCGGCCGUCUGUCCGUCCGCGGCCACAGGGGACCGUCCCCAUCCCCCACGCCCACCCCCCUACCCCCCUCCGCUCCCGCUCCGAUCUCCCUCCGUCGGUUUUGUGUCUUUCGGGCUUUGUACAUAGACCCCGCUCCGAGCCCCGUCCGAGCGCUGCGCCGUGUCACAGCCCCGCGGCCGCCGCGCUGCCCUCGGUCCGGUCCGGUGGGGUUCGGUGGGGGGUCGGUUUUUUGAUUUCUCCAGUUUUUUAAAGCGUAUAACACAGUUCGCGUCCCCGCCGCCUCUAACCACGUUGGAAGUCCGUAAUGCUCUCUGUGUCCGUGUCGCAGUCCCGAGCCCCGGGCUCUGCCCAGCAGUAACACUUUUCUUAUCGCCGCCCCCUGCAGAGAUUUUAUCGUCUGUUUAUUUUUGUAAAAAAGAAAAAGGAAAAAAAGAAAAAAAAAAAA
Molecule: messenger RNA, 1529 nt
Organism: Coturnix japonica (Japanese quail)
Lineage: Eukaryota; Metazoa; Chordata; Aves; Galliformes; Phasianidae
Source: RefSeq, a predicted model, not a curated record